Messenger RNA from Solenopsis invicta (red fire ant), 3642 nucleotides. Its product is annotated as neuroglian. The record is from RefSeq and is a predicted model, not a curated record. Bases 717 to 2924 code for a protein of 735 amino acids. The transcript is spliced from 9 exons. NCBI's taxonomy places the organism in Eukaryota, Metazoa, Arthropoda, Insecta, Hymenoptera, Formicidae. Gene Ontology annotation, molecular function: cell-cell adhesion mediator activity. Gene Ontology annotation, biological process: cell-cell adhesion; brain development.
ACACAUGCUGCAGAAAUCGAAUUUAAUUGAAGCAGAUCCUGCUAAUUGGAGUCUGUAAACAAAAUGCUGCAAUUCUUUCAGCAAAUAUAUGCAAGUUCUGCCUUUUGCAAGAAUCUGCCUUACAUAAUUUAUUGGAGGACUUGAGCAGAAUGAGGAAGCAGAUCAUGAAGUCACUUGCUGUAAGAUUUGCAGCAGUCUUGCAGUAAAUUGCUACUAGGAUCAUUUCACAAUUAGUCGGUGAUGAUACGACAGCUUGUCAUCCAAUCUGAAGUUGUUGAUAGUAGUUCAUAUUAGUCAAAGCAUCGCACACCUUCCACUUCCAAAAAGACGCUGCGUUAGCAAUUAACUGUUACAUAUGUAGUAGUAAUUCAAGUGAAUCGGGAGACUAUCGAAUCUCUACAUCGUGAAGUGUUUUUACAAAACUAAGACGUUCUUUACGUGUUUCCUGAAGUGGUCAUUGUAAUUCGCUUUUAUUCGUGACAACGUUGCUCUUCCUUUGUUGUGCUGAAGAAGGAAUAAUUAAGAAAUAAAGCUUUAAUUAAUAUUUUAAUAUUAAUCUUUAAAUAAUCUUCUUGAACAAGUGCGUGCGAGACAGUGUGUGUGAGUGUGUGUGUGCGCGCGCGUGUGUGCGUGUGUGCGUGCGUGCGUGCGUGCGUGCGUGCGCGUGUGUAAUAUCAGUUUUUCUGCAGAAAUUUACAGUUUUUUGAAAAUACGAAAUGACAAUAAGACUUGCCGUCUGUAUUAUUUCUACGCUGGUGCUUGGAGCAUCAGCCAGAAUAUGUGCCCCGGAUAACGUAGAAGGUGAAAUAAAUAUCACGCAACCGCCCAUGAAUCUGACCACGAUCGAAGGCAAAACCAUCCAGAUCAUGUGCCGUGUUUUUGGUGCGCCAAAGCCUGAGGUCAAAUGGAUUAGAAACGGACUAGAAUUGACCGGCGGCUGUUACAAGACUCUAGAUGAGGGUGAUUUAAAGAUCGAGAACGUGACACUUCUGGACGCCGGUAUUUAUACGUGUUACGCUUCCAAUAUAUUCGGUGAGGUGAAUGCAUCCGCCAGUUUGAUAGUAAAAGAGCACACUAAGAUAAUAGAUAAACCGGAGGACUGGGUGAGACCAGCAGGUUUCUUUGCCAGGUUCAGGUGCAAUGCCGUUGCUGAUCCCACUCUACCUCUAACCAUAAACUGGUUGAGAGAUGGUGAACCAAUAGAUUUCAAGAUGGACCGAAGAUUUCGACAAACUACCAAUUACCUAAGAAUCAAAAAUACAACUGUAUUGGAUUCCGGUGUCUAUACGUGUAUCGCCCGCACUGAUCUCGACGAGGUGAGAGCACAAGCUACGCUGGUGGUUCAAGAUGCACCCAAUGCACCACGAAUAGUCGGCAUGAAGUGCAAUCUCAACUCGACUAUGAUCGAAUGGAUACCUAUGGGAGAUAACGGAGCUCCUAUUUUGCAUUACAUGAUUAAAUACAAUACUACUUAUAGAGUUAAACUGUCUACUUGGGAUAGUUCCAUGUGGUACAUCCCACCUACGGUUUUGAGAUGCGAAAUACCUACAUUACCUUGGACUAAUUACACGUUCCACGUCUUUGCGUUGAAUGAAAUUGGUUCUUCUCUACCGUCACCACACAGCACCGGUGCUUGUAACACCGAAGCGGACGUCCCUUAUGGAAAUCCGAGCAAUGUUAUGGGCAAGGGUACAACACCGCAAAAUUUGGUUAUAUCAUGGAAAAGAAUGACGAUGGAAUACCAUAAUGGGCCCAAAUUUCAAUACAAGAUAUUUUACAGAAGAGAUAUACCAUGUGAAGACUGGGUUACAAUUGAUGUACACGAUUGGAAAAAAGAUAAAGUGGUGGUGGAAAAUCAACCUACUUAUCAGAAAUACAGAAUUAAAGUCGUUGCGAUGAACGAGAAAGGAGAAUGUAGAAUUCCAGCCGAUGAAGUUAUCGGAUACUCCGGAGAAGACGUACCUUUACAAGCACCCGAUAAUUUUACGCUAAAUGAAAUAAAAUCACGUACAACCGUUGAGCUGUCGUGGACUCCGGUACCCGAGGAAAUGGUAAGGGGCGAAUUGCAGGGGUACAAAAUUCAAACAUGGACGGACAAAGACGGCGAGGAGGGAAUGCGGGAGAUUGAUAUUCGUGGUGGAGAUAAAACGCACGCUUUAAUCACGAGACUCGUUCCAUAUAGCAAGAAUUUCGCAAGAAUACUUGCUUACAAUGGCAGGUACGCUGGUCCUGCGUCUGAGACAUUAAGCUUUGACAUGCCGGAAGGAGUACCAGAACCAGUACGCCAUUUCAAAGUAUUCAACAUGGGAUCCAGUGCGCUGUUUUUAAACUGGACGCGGCCCGCAAAAACAAACGGUAUUUUAACCGGAUAUAUAAUUGAUUAUGAAGUUGCGAGCGACACACUGCUGAAAAAUUUACUUGAGAGAAAACCGCAUGUUGUGGAUCCACAAGCUACGAGUGCCAUAUUAGCCCCACUAGCACCCAACACAAUAUAUCGCGUUUUUAUACGUGCCACAACCAAGGUCGGCAAUUCAGGCUUUCACAAUAUGAUCGAGCGAAAGACAGGAACGCCUCAACGACCUGACAUCCCACGCUUUACGUGGGAAAUCGUACCAGUGGAGAAUGGAUACUCAAACUUACGAGUUACUUGGUUGCCAAAUUUGGACGGUAAUCCGGGAAGCUACUUCUUCGUCCAGUAUAAGCUGAAAGGCGAAACAAUAUUUUUAGAGACGAUGCCCGAGUUUCAAUCGACUUAUGUUGAGAUUCAUGGUCUUCGAAGCGGUGAAGUUUACACAAUGUCGGUUGUCGCUGUUGACGGAGAUUACAUGAGCGAGAGUGCCCCUAUAGAAGUAGAGAUGAGGGCAAAAAAGCAGCGAAAGCCAGUUGUUCAACCGAAGAAGAAUGCGACAGCGGCUAGUUUAUAGGUAAUGUUUAUAGAUAAUGUUUCUUUACAUAAUGGCUUGAAAUGCAAGAAAUUCAGCCAAGUUUAUUGAAAAGGAACAGGCUGUAUAUUUUACAUGUUAUCUGUAAAUAUUUAUCUCUAGAUUCUAAAAGAUUCUUGUUUCAUCAGAAAAUUACAUUCCGUUUCUAAUUUUUAAUUUACAUUAUAUCAAUGCACAUUGAAGAUAAUUUAAAAAUAAGCCGAAACGUUUUAGCAUUCUUGCGAAACGAUUGUAAAAAAUACCAAGAUAUUUCAUUAAAGUUUUUUUGUGAGUGAAAAUCACUGCUGUGACGUAACUUCAAAAUUUGUAUCCGAAAGCAUGAUCUGUCAUUGAAAAGAGUAAUUAUAAUACAUUUUUUUUAUUAGAUUAAGUGAUUUAAAUAUUAUAAAAUAAAAAUCCAAUUAUGUACACACUAUUAUUACACACAACUCAAGUUCUCCGUGCGCGACACGGAAUUAUAUAUAAACAUCCAAACAUCAAAGUUUAGCUUUUUACAGUAACAGAGUAUCUUUUUUGCAUAAUGAUUUUGGCUGGGGCACACUGAUUGCACAUUUCAAGUCCCAGAUAAUCAUUUGGAUCCUGAAAUGUGCAAUCGGUGCGUAUCCGCCGAAAUUGCUAUUAAAUUUUAUUAAAUUCAUUUGAUAAAUUUUUAUAAAGAUAUUUGUUUUUAUAAUUUUGUGAAUUUAAUAAAAAGAAAAAA